GAGUUCAGAUGAUGGAAUGAAAAUAUAAAAUUGUGGAUGAGCUGACCUGAAACUAAUCUUAUUGAUGAGUAAUAUCUUAUUGAUAGAAAAUCUUUUUGGAAAAAUUUUAAUCUGUAAUUUUUGAGUGUUCAAACAGAACUUGAAGGAUAAUAUUAAGACUGAAAUGAAUAUUGAAGUAAACACAAUGGCACCAAAUGGUAGUGGUUAUAACAGCCCCUAUAUUCAAGAUGCAAUUAUCAAAUGGCAUGAAAAAAAUUGCCGUAUUGGUUUCGUCUCAAGUUCAGAUGAGUGCCCGGAGAUUUGGGAUGGAAUACUCUGCUGGCCACCCACCACCCCCAAUAAACUAGCUGAGUUAUCUUGUCCGGGUUAUUUUGCUGGUUUUGAUACACAGAAAAAUGCAACAAAACAAUGCAUGCCGGACGGACAAUGGUAUUGGAGUCCAGAAAAUAAUCAAACAUGGACUAAUUAUACACAGUGCUCGACAACAAAGCUAGUAACAGUUCUCAUGGAUGUACCGAAACAUAAUUCAAGUUUGACAGAGAUGUAUUUACCUAUUAUCAGAAACAUAUCAACAAUUGGAUACACAGUAUCUUUAUCAACUCUUGUUGUAGCAUUUUGUAUUUUAGCAACUAUUAAAAAACUAAGAUGUUCAAGGAAUUUAUUGCAUCUUCAUUUAUUUGUAUCGUUUAUGACUCGAGCAUUAAUGGCACUUUUGAAAAAUAUACUUAUUGCAUCGGGAUUAAGUGUUGCUUCAGAUAUCAUAGAAAUAAAUGGAGCAAGUUAUUUACAUGUUAAUGAUUACGAGAGCAAUUGGCUGUGUAAAACAUUUGCAAGUUUAUGGCAAUAUUUUAUUCUUGCAAAUUAUUCAUGGAUUUUAAUGGAAGGAUUGUAUUUACAUAAUCUCGUAUUUUUUGCAUUAUUUCCGGAGAAUAAUUCGAGUAUUGCUGGUUAUGUUAUUCUUGGCUGGGGUUUGCCAGUAAUUUUUGUCAUUCCCUGGGCUAUUUUACGAACUUUAUUUGAUAAUACAUAUUGCUGGUUUACCAAUGAAAGCUCAUAUAUAUUUUUUUAUAUGAUUCGAUUACCUACAGGACUUUCUAUUAUAAUAAAUUUUAUACUAUUCAUCAAUAUUGUAAGGGUAUUACUUUUAAAACUUCAAUUCACAAUAUCUGAAGAAACUCAACGAUACAAACGAUGGGCUCGAAGUACUCUUGUUCUUGUUCCUUUGUUUGGAGUACAUUACGCACUUUUUCUUGGUAUGUCUUAUAGUAUUGGGAUUAACGAAAAAGUUGAGCUUAUAUGGCUCUUUGUUGAUCAGCUGUUUGCCUCGUUUCAAGGGUUUUUUGUUGCUGUAUUGUAUUGCUUUUUGAAUGGUGAAGUGAGAGUUGAAGUUACAAGAGCUUUUAACAGUAACAGAUGGAGUAGAUUAAGACGAAGUCAACGAACAUCAACAAGAUCAGACAGUGCAUGUAGUUGUCAAUUAAAAAAAAUUAGAAAACAUAAAAAACGAGGAUUUAUUAAUUUCAUUUUGGCUUGUUUUUGUACUGACAAUUCAAUGCAUCAUCGUUCUUCUCAUUCUAUGAUGAGUACACAACAAGACAUUGCAACAAGAGGCUGUAGUUUAGCAAGCAGUCGAGUAUUUUUUGAUUCACCUGGUCCUGGAAUGUACUCAACAGAUAAUCAAGAUUGUACGUCACUUGAUUCAUCAGCAUGUAACAGAUAUACUGCUCGUUCAACACUCUCAUUUUGUUCUCACAUGUUGGCAGACACAGCUGGGCCUCAUUUAAAUAUCAUGACAACAGACGACAGACCAAAUAAUACUUGGAGUGACACAGAAUCAUGCCUGGCACUGAAACUCGAUGAUUAUCCACAGCUUGAAAUUUCUUGAUUAAAAUAAUUUUAUGUGGUCAUUGUCAUAAAAUAAUUGUAUUUAUUUUAAAAAACGAAAAAAAACAACAAUCAACCUCACACAGUGAUAAUUCAAAAUAAAAAGAGAUUAAAUAUUUUUAAAUAUUAAUUCAAUUUAUGUAUUCUAUGUAAUAAAUAUAUUCUUUUUUUAUUUGCCUUUAUUUAUUCAACAAUUAUAUUGAGCUAUUUUUCACAGGUAAAAAAAUAAAAAAAAAAGAAAAACCAACAAAUUAAUGACAAAAAAAAUAUUAAAUUUAAAGAUUUUAGUGUUAAAAAUUGUUAUUACUAUGAAUGUUUUAUCAACAAAUAAAGCUAAAUUUUCAAUUUUUCUAUUUUAUGAAUUAUAAAAAUACUGAUAAUAAUUAAUUAGUUAAUUUUAUGGAAUCAGUUGAAACUUUGGCGCGAGAAAAUGGACACAUCGACGACAGCGACAAUAGUUUCAGUUACCACCACACUUUAUAAUAAUAAUAACAAUAAUAAUAAAUUAAAAUGACAAAAAUUGUGAAACAAUAAUCAACCGAUUUAUUGAUAAACUUUGUAGAUUGACCUUGUUAAUACAAACGUGAACAUCACAUUUCAUUCUAACCUGCUCGAGUUACAAAAAAAAAAAAAAUAAUUAUAUUAAUUAGGUAUAAUUGAGAUAAAAAU
Molecule: messenger RNA, 2553 nt
Organism: Aphidius gifuensis
Lineage: Eukaryota; Metazoa; Arthropoda; Insecta; Hymenoptera; Braconidae
Gene: Scox
Product: protein SCO1 homolog, mitochondrial
Exons: 13
Coding region: 164-1885 (573 amino acids)
Biological process (GO): intracellular copper ion homeostasis; adenylate cyclase-modulating G protein-coupled receptor signaling pathway; mitochondrial respiratory chain complex IV assembly
Cellular component (GO): plasma membrane; mitochondrial inner membrane
Molecular function (GO): peptide hormone binding; copper chaperone activity; G protein-coupled peptide receptor activity
Source: RefSeq, a predicted model, not a curated record